Microplitis mediator is the source of this 933-nucleotide messenger RNA. Its product is annotated as speckle-type POZ protein-like. The record is from RefSeq and is a predicted model, not a curated record. The coding region runs from base 1 to 933 and encodes 310 amino acids. Gene Ontology annotation, cellular component: cytoplasm. Gene Ontology annotation, biological process: proteasome-mediated ubiquitin-dependent protein catabolic process; regulation of proteolysis. Lineage: Eukaryota; Metazoa; Arthropoda; Insecta; Hymenoptera; Braconidae. The transcript has a single exon. Gene Ontology annotation, molecular function: ubiquitin protein ligase binding.
AUGCCGCUGCACAAAAAAGGCUGCUCUAUCACGUCCAAAAGCAUCCAUGAGUGGUCGAUAAAAGACAUAAGUUCAUAUUUAUUUAAUGAAAAGUGUGUAAACAAGUGUAGCAAAUCACUAGUGUUUUCCUCAGACUCAGGGAUCGACGACCAAUGGACCAUAAAGUUGGAAUUCAGUGGUCAAGAUUCCUGGAUAACAAUCGAGUGCGAUUCUGUGGACGAAGAAGACAGUAUCAGAGCAACGCACUCGAUUUUUAUGAUUGACCGCCAAGAGAAUUUGGUAUUCAUCGGGCAGAAUAGUGGAGAAUAUGACAGCGAGUCUUGCGAGCACAUCGUCUACUUUUUGGACAAAGAUAUUUUUGCCGAAAUACAGAAAAGUAAAAUUCUGAGCAAAGAUACUCUGGUGCUGUGCAUCGAGCUGCAGGUUUAUUUUGACGACACUCCUUUUCCUGCGGAUUAUCCCAUUGAAAUACAUUCAAAGGACAAGUUGCCUAUUUAUUGCCGGACGUUGUACUCCAGCCGAGCGGUAAAUAGCGACGCUUUUCUGAUAAUUAAUAGCCAAGGAUACCCAGCCCACAGACAUGUUUUGAAGCAACGGUGCCCCGAAAUGUACGCGAAGCUCCGUCCGAUGCCAGAAAGCAAGAAGUCAUGUAUGCAUAUUUAUGAUUUGAGUCCUGAGUUAUUACAAAAAUUGCUGCAAUUUAUUUACACUGACGAGGUCAAUGGACUGGAUGACUACGCGGUCCCUCUACUGAAAGCUGCUGAAAAAUAUAAACUGGAAACUCUGAAGCGAAUGUGCGAAAAAUGUAUUUGCGAUCGCUAUUUGACGAUUAAGAAUUCCCAAGAAGUUAUGGAAUUGGCUACGCGUUGUAAUGCUCAAAAUUUGAUUAAAUAUAUAUGCUUGUUUCAAAUAGCCAAUAAUGUGGCUGAGUAG